UUUCAAAUUUAAUUCAAAUUCAAUUCAAAUCAAAACAUAUCAAACUUUGAUAACGCAACUUUCGGAAUGUUGUAGAAGUUUUGUUUUGAAAUUAAGCAAAUUAAAGAGAAUAUAAGUGGAAACUAUUUGAGGAAUUGGCAUAUUUAAAAUGAAGAAAGGGAAGAUGUGGCUGAAUCCUAUGUUUGACGUAGAUGAAGAUUCAGCACCAAAAAAGAUAAAGAAUGGUCCUAAACAAAGCAAAUCGUCCGAAGAGAAACCUAAACAUAUAAACGACAAAAUCGAAACACCAAUAAUAAACCACAAAAAUUGGAUGAAAAACUUUGAUCCUGUUAAAGUCGAAGACCUAGCAGUUCAUAACAAAAAAAUUCAAGAAGUUGAAGACUGGUUAAAAAAUGCUACGCGAAAUUCAAGUGAUGUAUUACUUCUAAGUGGGCCUGUGGGAUGCGGCAAGACAGCAACAAUACAAACAUUGGCCACCAAACUUGGUAUUAAAAUAACAGAGUGGAUCACACCAGUAGAUAUUGAAUUACCCACUGACUAUGGUGAAUAUGAAUUUAAAGAGAAACAAUCUAAAAAGUUUUUAGACUUCAUAAUAAAUGCAGCCAAUUUUACAUCAUUGUUGGACAACAAUAGUAAUAAGUUGGUACUAGUUGAAGAUUUUCCUAACACUUUCCUGAGAACACCAGCAGAAUUUUCUAAUGUUUUACAGCAAUAUGUUAAUAGAGCAAAAUCACCAAUUGUGUUCAUAUGUUCGGAAAAUAAUUCAGAUAACAAAAAUACAACAUUAAAUAUAUUUACACCAAGUUUAAAAGAACAAUUUCAGAUUCACCAUGUUGUCUUCAAUAGUGUUUCCACAACAGGCUUGAGGGCUGCAUUGAAAAGAGCAUCCGAUAUUAUAAACAAAAAAUAUGAUAGUAUGUACAAUAUUCCAACAAUGGACUUGAUAGAGUCUGUUGUCAACACUUCCGGUGGAGAUGUUAGAUCUGCUAUUCUAAAUUUGCACUUUGCAAGCUUAAAGGGUAUAAAUCAUAGCUUAGAAACUAGUAUAAUUAAGGAAAGUAAAAGUAAAGGCAAAACAAAGAAGAAAAAGACUACACAUAAGUUUAUGUCACUUGGUAAAGAUCAGACUGUCAGCAUCUUGCAUGGAGUCGGCAGGGUCUUAAAUCCUAAAGUUUUUGAAGAAAAUGGAAUAUCAAAACUGUCACAUUCGCCUGAAGAAAUUGUGGACCAAUUUUUAUCUAAUCCAGGUUCUUUUAUAAAUUUCCUUGAAGAAAAUUACUUACCACAUUUCUCUUGUAUACAUGAUAUUGAAAAAGCCACAUCUGCACUCAGUGAUGCUGACUUCCUGCUUUCGGAAUGGAGGGAAAAGUUUUGUCAAGAAUAUGGUUUAUACAUCGGCGUAGCUGGAAUGAUGCUCGCUAACAAGGCACCUGUGUCUGCUUGGAAUCCUGUCAGGGGACCAAAAAACAUGAAUCCUCAAUAUCCGACUAUGCAUCAAUUACAGCUUCUGGAUAAAAACUUUAUGUAUAAGGGAAAAAUACUUGUAACUGAUUAUCAGAGUUAUUGUAAAAUAAUAGGUAACAAGGAAGAUCAGGAAGUCAAUAAUGAAGAUUACAUAAUUGAGUAAAUUGUUACAAUAAACCAUUCAUAAUAAGUAAAGUGUUAGU
Molecule: messenger RNA, 1667 nt
Organism: Papilio polytes (common Mormon)
Lineage: Eukaryota; Metazoa; Arthropoda; Insecta; Lepidoptera; Papilionidae
Gene: Rad17
Product: cell cycle checkpoint protein RAD17
Exons: 10
Coding region: 149-1627 (492 amino acids)
Biological process (GO): DNA repair; DNA damage checkpoint signaling; mitotic DNA replication checkpoint signaling
Molecular function (GO): chromatin binding
Source: RefSeq, a predicted model, not a curated record